UCUAUUAGCCAAUUUUUCUGAUCUCUCUGCGGGCAAGCCUCUUUAAUCAAAUUUAUGAGUUCAUGAUCGUUACUUAUUCAUCAUUUUGGCCUGCUAUUAAAACAGUCUUCAUCAAUAUUAUCGGAGAAGGCAGAGACGUAAAGAUACGGCUGAAAGGCCAGAAGGCUGUGAUAGCGGACGUAAACCCCGUUAAAUAAAUAAGGUGAGGUACCACGUACACUGCCUGGUUUCUUGCCUCAAUAAAUACUUAGCUGAAAAACAAUAUACCAAAACCUUGUUAUAUGGUCCGGUAUUAACAUUAGUAAUAUCAACAACAUAACGGUCUCCGUUACAACCUGUUCCACAUUGUCUUUUUCUGUUUCGUAAUAAACAUUAUAAACAACCUGGAGGCAGAAGGGCGGGGUUGUAUAACAAACGGCCCAGCAGAAGGGCGGGGUUGUAUAACAAACGGCCCAGCAAAGGGUCUCUGGAACAACGAUUAACGCGAGUUAGUCUGUAUGGUUUACUAUAUAUACUAUAUGGUUCAAUGUCCGUGUAACGGUUAUGGUCAUUUAAGGACGGAUAUAGUUUGGUAACCAGAGACGUAUAAUAAAUGCAUAAUUUACCUAUCUAAUGACACUAAUAGAGGUCGCCAUCUGGGUAGUAACACCUGUCCGUUAUAGGCCAGGACACCACACAGCAGAUAAUGCGGGGUUGACAAUCACAGCCUUGCCCCGGGACAUAUCUACGUCCACGAACAUGAUAGCAUACCGUCGCUAAAUGUAUCCCCUGCUGCUAAUCACUCAUGCUUACAUGUGAAGUGUAUUCGUAAACAUUAUAAUUUGGAUAACGAAUUUCAUUAUCGUGUUCGUGAUUGAAGAGAACAACAAGUGACAUAAUUGAGCAGGCCUUCAUUUGUCACCACGAGAACAUGCUCGCCCCAGGGUCGUUUUCCCGCGCUUCCUGUCGCAGAACUUCAUACAGCAGCUGGCGUAUAUAAGGGACACGUGCCCGGUAUGUAUCAGUAAAAGGACAGGACGCUGGGAUGGACAUUGCGUCGUGUGAACUCUGGAACCGAGAGUGAGUAAAUUCCAGUUCCAACUUCAAAGGAUUGUCGAAAUAUGAAGGACAUUGACUUGUAUCGUGAAUAUCUUUAUAAAUUGGGAGAUAUUUUUUCAUAACCGGUCACUUUAUUUCAGAACAACAGUUACGAGAGUUGUGUUAAAAGAACAUAUACAUAUAUAGAAGUUUGUGAUGUCUGUUAGAACUACUAUUUGGACCGUUGCUGUUUCCUACGUGUACAGACUUUGGGAGUAAAACGGUUUUUUCGUUUUGACAUAAGUGUUACGGUUUGGUGGCCUAUGGACAGGACUGCGUGAGUUACGACAGUUUAUGAACAUCAGUCUGUUUGGACAGGACUGCGUGAGUUACGGCAGUUUAUAAACGUCAACCUGUUUUAAAAGUCAGCGUUACGGUCGUGUGGUUAGGUCAACGUUUAAUGUGUCUGGUUUACCACUCAAUGAGUAGGUCUUUUGAUGGAGGAGUUCUGGUCGACUGGGUUAGAAAUCAUUGGAAUUAAAUUUCGAUACAACUCCUGGUGUAAGUGCUUCAUACUUUAAUGCACAUGUAUGCCUUACAUGACCAAAUAAACUUAUGUUGAAGGGGUAAAUUAGUUGAUGGUGGAGAUACUCUUAAGUAUGGCAGCGACCAUCAUUCCAAAAAUGCUGGUAGCAAGUUCGACGGAUUUAUACGUGUCAAAUGGAGUUAAUACCAAUGGAACUAAUAACAGCUCAGUCCCAAGUGAAGCUGGUAGCUGCCUGACGUCAUACUGUAUCCCAAUGACGGUCGCCAUCAGCGUCAUCGCUCUGUGUGGUAUCAUCACUAACUUCAUCGUCAUUUUAGUUAUAACAAGAGACUCGCGUCUGCGUAGACCGACGUUUACGGCAAUCGUCGCACUGUCUCUGUGCGACUUUACGUUCCUCCUAUUCCGAUACAUCCGGUAUAUAGUGACCGGGUACUUCCGGGACAUCAUACCCCAUAAUGUAAUGAAAACUAUCAAGUUUGUGUGUGACCUGGUUGGUUUGACGGCGGGUGGGUCCUCCAUUGUACAUGUAAUACUGCUGUCUGUUCUUCGUUAUUACAUUGUGGUUCAUCCAUUGAAGAGCCACAUCGCCAUCACAAACAAGAGGAUCAUUUUGGUGUCCCUGGGUGUUUGGGUAUUAAGUGCGCUGAACGGGUGGUUUUACCUGUAUGCCGUGAUAAUAAACAGGAAGAACGACCUUCAGAUGUCAAAGGUCACCAAUAUCGUGGUAACCAUGGUGAUGUCCAUUCUCCCGUUAGCCAUCAUCUUGUUCUUCCAUGUUCUAAAGGCCAGAAAACUGAAAGAUUCUAUCGCAGCGUGUAAACUAAACGCCACCAAACAAAUGUCGCAGAUCGUCACCUUUGUCAUCGUCACCUACAUUGUCACGACGACACCUGUCAACACUAGAGACAUACUUGUGAUUUCCUGGGGAGAUACAAAGGAGACAUGGAUGAUGGUGUUUGGUCAGGUCGGUCGGCUAUUGUUAUUCCUUAACUACGCCAUCAACCCGUUCAUCUAUUUCGUCCAUUCCCCUCAGUUCAGGAAGAACAUCCGAUGUUGCUGGAGGAGGCGAGCUACUCGUUACGUAUCUACUGAAAGGACGCUUCGCUCAAUGUCGUCAAACUCCCGCGUGACAGAGGCGGUCAGUCUCCCUCUAGACAAUACUCACCUGUAAUGGUCCGCCGGACAAUACUCACCUGUAAUGAUCCGCCGGACAAUACUCACCUGUAAUGAUCCGCUGGACAAUACUCACCUGUAAUGGUCCGCCGGACAAUACUCACCUGUAAUUAUCCGCCGGACAAUACUCACCUGUAACGAUCCGCUGGACAAUACUCACCUGUAAUUAUCCGCCGGACAAUACUCACCUGUAAUGAUCCGCCGGACAAUACUCACCUGCUUUGAUCCGCUGGACAAUACUCACCUGUAAUGAUCCGCUGGACAAUACUCACCUGUAAUGAUCCGCCGGACAAUACUCACCUGCUUUGAUCCGCCGGACAAUACUCACCUGCUUUGAUCCGCCGGACAAUACUCACCUGUAAUGAUCCGCUGGACAAUACUCACCUGUAAUGAUCCGCCGGACAAUACUCACCUGUAAUGAUCCGUCGGACAAUACUCACCUGUAACGACCUGUAUUUGGACGCACAGGGUCCAAGUUUUAACCAAAAACAAAUGUGUGAUAAAAAACAUAUGAACGUUUCUUUGACCUGAAAUUCUACGCGAGAAAUAUGAUUUUUGUUUGUUGAAAAUUGGAUGGUAGAUAUAAUCGCUACGAUGAUAGUGAGUUGGCGGAAAAUAAUCAUCAAUUUAUCUUUAUUACGUUGGUAACAGUGAAAAAAGACAUGGUCAGGAUAUUUUUUUAAUUCGUUUAUUUAAUCUGAGAGGUAUUUCCAUGAAAACUAGACAUAUAUUUCCCCCUGAACCUUCGUCAGAAUUGGAAGAAAGCCUUCACUGGAGCUGAGAAUUUAAGUGCGGUCAACUUGUCCUCGUGUUACAGCAGAUCAUUACACUAGUAACACGUACAAUAGGGAGAUUUACGAAAGCUGAAUAGGGCCACAGAACAUAGUUUUGUACAACAAUGCCCCCUUGUAAAAACUGUUUAGUUUCUCGUAAUUCCGGCCACUAUAGCUUUCCCUCUAUUUCCCUAGCUGUGUUCCUAUUCGGCUCCCAUAGCUGUAUCUGCUGUUAUUCUCCUCGGGCCGAGUUAUUUAUCCACAGUGUCCACACACUAAUGAGGAUGUAACAGUGAAGACUUUUUUUUAUCUGUGAAACCAUUCAGAUCCCCAUCCCAUAAUCAUAUAUAGCCUUGCUGGGCAUCAAGAGAUGAACACAAUCCUGAUGUAAAAAUUGGCCCUUGGUUCUUUCCCCACCCCAAGGGACUUAUAGUUUCUUUAAAUACAAUCAUGAUGAAUCUUGACUUUGUUUUUGGUCUUGUUUACUUUAGAGUGCUCCCUCGUCGAUAUAAACUAACAAAAUGAGACCAGUCCUUGGGUAUACGGCCCUAUAUAGUCAGAGAAUAGCAGGAAAAUCCUUGAGUACCUCCUUCAAUACGAGGGCACAACUUAUCAACCAAACCACCUAUAUAGGGUGUUUAUUGUGUGUAGAGUGGGCGUGUCCGUCAGUGCACGUAGGGAUGUUUAUUGUGUGUAAAGGGGAGUGUCCCGUCAGUGUAUAUUUGGUUUUAUUGUGUGUAAAGGGGGUGUGUCCCGUCAGUGCAUGUAGGGUGUUUACUGGGGGUGAAGGGUGUGUGUCCCGUCAGUGUAUGUAGGGUGUUUACUGGGGUGUAAAGGGGGCGUGUCCCGUCAGUGUAUGUAGGGUGUUUACUGGGAUGUAAAGGGGGCGUGUCCCGUCAGUGUAUGCAGGGUGUUUACUGGAGUGUAGAGGGACGUACCCAUUCAGUGUAUGUAGGAUGUUUACUGUGUGUAGAGGGGGCGUGUCCUGUCAGUGUAUGUAGGAUGUUUACUGUGUGUAUAGAGGACGUGUCCCGUCAAUAUAUGUAGGAUGUUUACUGUGUGUAUAGGGGGCGUGUCCUGUCAGUGUAUGUAGGAUGUUUACUGUGUGUAUAGGGGGCGUGUCCUGUCAGUGUAUGUAGGAUGUUUACUGUGUGUAGAGGGGGCAAGUCCUUUCAGUAUAUGUAGGAUGUUUACUGUGUGCUGAGGAGACGUGUCUUGUCGGUGUAUGUUGGGUGUUUACUGUGUGUAAAGGGGCGUGUCCCGUCAAUAUAUGUAGGGUGUUUACUGGGAUGUAGAGGGACGUACCCAUUCACUGUAUGUAUAGGGUGUUACUGUGUGUCGAAAAAUUGUCUGGUUUUUGCUACUUUUGCUAAAGGUCUCUGGCUAUGUUUUGGUUCUGAGUUUAAUGAUGGAUUCGUUAAAAAGAGGCGAUACCACGGCAUCGUUAAUCAUUUAAAUGUAAUUUAACUGUUUAAUGCAAUCAAAAUCCUAAGAAAUAAAAUUUGACAUUCUGCGCAGUGUACAUAUAUAAUUACACGGCGAUAACUUAUGACGGGAGCCAUAUAUAAUCUACCAGUUAUGUUCAGGUUGGGUGGUUCGCCCGGCUUCUCGUUUUCUAUUAUAUCGCACUUGUUUUGUUUUUGUAUACGCGGAAAUAGAUAAAGAUAAAGAACGAUAGUUCAUAGUUCAUAAUUCAAUAUUUAUAUAUAGAUGGAAGAGUAUUUACACUUGUAUGUUAAUGAAUAUAAUGUUUUGAACUUCAUCUUGAUUAAAUCCGCUUGUCGGAGGGCUAGCUGGCAAACUGA
Pecten maximus is the source of this 5315-nucleotide messenger RNA. Its product is annotated as delta-type opioid receptor-like. Bases 1656 to 2735 code for a protein of 359 amino acids. Lineage: Eukaryota; Metazoa; Mollusca; Bivalvia; Pectinida; Pectinidae. The transcript has a single exon. Gene Ontology annotation, molecular function: G protein-coupled receptor activity. Gene Ontology annotation, cellular component: membrane. Gene Ontology annotation, biological process: G protein-coupled receptor signaling pathway. The record is from RefSeq and is a predicted model, not a curated record.